UGCAGGAGGUGGCAUGGAGCACAUGCGAGGGCGCAGCCACCAUGGAAGUUUUGGAAGUCCGCCACCACCGGAUCGCAAAAGUACUAGGAGAUCAGCACCUCCGGAUGUCCGAAGCAUCAAUUCCGUAUCAGCCAGAGGAGCACAACCCGCUCAACAGCUCUCCCGAUACUUCCCCGAAAAGAAGGGCGUAAACUUCCGCAGCUGGACCACUCCAAGAAAUUUACUGUGGCCUAUGCCUUCAAUACGUAAAGGAAGUAGGAGCCGAACUCGUGAAAUUUGUAUGUGUAUUUGUGUAUAGCAUGUACCCAGUGUAUUUUCUUGUUUUCUAAGCAAAUUGUUGUCCUUGAAUCAACACUUACGCGGCAUCAACUAUCGCUCGCCGAAAAUGAACCAAGCAAAAUCGCGUAUUGACUAAAUCUCAUUAUAUACGGUCCGGUAUUCUCAUUCUAGUAAAAUGUCACCUUAUGAAUAUAUGCAACAUAUCUAUUUCACCCACAUUUUUUUAGUUUUCGUUCUUUCUCAUACUACGGAUUCGCAUCUUUCCGUCUUU
This is a messenger RNA of Cylicocyclus nassatus, 550 nucleotides long. The record is from the annotation of a GenBank genome assembly. Lineage: Eukaryota; Metazoa; Nematoda; Chromadorea; Rhabditida; Strongylidae.